Spodoptera littoralis (African cotton leafworm) is the source of this 2349-nucleotide messenger RNA. The record is from the annotation of a GenBank genome assembly. Lineage: Eukaryota; Metazoa; Arthropoda; Insecta; Lepidoptera; Noctuidae.
AUGGCAGCUCAGUUGCAUCUGCAGCUGCUCCUGGCGAUGUUCGUGCCAGCGAUUGCGCAACUGGAGAUGAAGUUCACCAAAUAUCCUGAGUCAGUGAUAGCUCCUCUCGGUGACAGAGUCACGUUUGAGUGCGAAGUCAACGUACCAGGGGAACGGUUCGUCUGGCGAUGGAAACCAGAUCGGGAUGACGUGCAAUGGACUGAAGUAGUGGACGGAGACGGCAAGAAGAUCAUACCUGGACUGCCGGGAAGAAGCACCAAGCUGGAGAUACAAGUCAUGAUGAAUUUGGAGACCACUUGGUUUCAGUGCGUAGUUUGGUAUGGAGCAGUAAGUUUGACAUCAGUGCCGGCGCGUCUCACAGUAGCGAGGCUGAUCAACGCAUCAGACAGAGUGACCGCUGAAGAACGAGUCAUCACGGCACCUCUUCACAACACUGUCAUCUUGCACUGCAAGGAGCCCGCCUCGGAACCGCCUGCUGUGCUCACGUGGUGGAAGGAAGGAUCUAAGGGUAAAAGGAAGCAACUGGAAACUCCUCACGGCGUGCUGGUGAUUCAUAAUGCGACGUCGGAUGACAGUGGAACAUACAGCUGUAGAGCCACUAAUGAGCUGAGUGGAGAAGCUCUCGAUGUGGCACAGAAGACUCAUUUGAAUGUCCAACGUGAAGGGAGUAGGGAAGUCAGGUUUCUAGAAUCAGAAGAGUACGUAGGUGUAUUAGAUGAGGAUGUGUUGACGAUGCCGGUGAAACCUAACGGAGUACUUCGGCUAUGGUGCGGGGCGGUCAGUACUCCUCCUCCGAAGAUCUCAUGGUCGUUGGAGAGCGAGGGAGAGUUGAAGACAUUCGCCAAUCAACAUAUGUUGAUGAUAUCACCUUUUACACCCGCCAAUGAGGGAGUGUACGCGUGCUCGGCGAAUGGUAUCCGACGUUCGUGGAAGGUCUUAGCCCUGCAACCUCCUCACUGGGACGGGAACGUCUCCGUAUCAACUCCUAAUGAGGGUGGAAGGGCACACGUGACCUGUGGGAACUCCUUCGGUCAACCACCGCCGCACGUGUACUGGGUGCUCAAUUCUGAAGUGCUGAAAAAUGAGAAAGGGAUUAAAGCUAACAACACGGACCUGUACAUUGAGCACGUGGAGAAGCGUCACGCAGGCAUCGUGCAAUGCUUCGCGUGCAACUCGCUCGGCUGUGCGUACGGGGCUGGGAUGCUGUCUGUUGUACCACUGCAGAUACCCGACCAGGACUACCCAGUGGAGGUUCCAAAAACACGUUAUUCAGUUCAACCACCAAAACGACACAACAGAAAGAAUCCUAGAAAGCACAAAGCCGUAAUGAUUCCCCCAUCAAGGCCCAACGUUACCCGGUUGAAUGAUGAAAGCGUGAUGGUGUCAUGGUCGCAUGACAAUCAAGGACUACCCAUCCGGUUUUUCAAGGUACAAUACAGAGAGGUGAGCAACUCCAGCAACGUUCAGUGGAACACUGCUAACCAGGAUAUACCCGCAUACAUACAUUCCUACCAGAUAGACGGACUAACUCCUGGCAAAUAUUACAAGUUCCGCAUCGCAGCAGUAUACUCGAACCAGGAUAACAAGUUGGGUAAGAGUAGCGCGCGCUUCCAUCUGCAGCGCGGCGGGUUCAAGGCGCCGCGCGCGCCCGUACUGGCGCGGGCACUGCCCAUGUCGCCUACUACCAUACAGCUGGAGUGGACGUGGUCAAGCGGCGGCGAGGUAGAAGCGGAAGGCUUCUACGUGUACUACCGCGCUGUGUCGUCGGCCGGCGCGUACGAGAAGGUGACCACGUCGGGCGAGCCGCGGGAACUAUUGCUCACUCACCUCGCGCCCGACACUAGCUACGACAUCAAACUACAGGCCUACACUGCACAGGCUGCGUCCGAGUUCAGUGCUAUUAAGACCGCGAAGACCCUUCGUCCAGCGGCAGGAACAAGUCACAGCGCGGUGGGUACAGGUGUGGGCGGUGGGGGCGCAGCGGGGGGCGCAGGGGGCGCAGGCGGGGGCGCCGCCACGACGCGAGGCGCGCCCGCUGCACUCGUCACGGCGGGCGGCGCGCUGGGCGCCACCGCACUGCUGGUACUGCUCGCCAUCGCGCUGCUACUCUGCAGGCGGGCAAGAAGACCUACCACUGACAAAGAGAAAGGCUCAGUGCCCGAGACCGGAGCCACGAACGGGUACAUCCCUGCUAAAGUGCCAAUCACUAUUACGGCCAACCCUAUGCAUUCCGAGGGUGGGGAUGCAGGAGUAGAAAUGUCAUUUUUACAUAACAACAACACUGGCAACAAUGACGACACACUGCCUCACUCAAGGAAAAACGGACCAGCACCGCGACAGUAUGUGUGA